Zingiber officinale is the source of this 1546-nucleotide messenger RNA. Its product is annotated as transcription factor MYB4-like. The record is from RefSeq and is a predicted model, not a curated record. The coding region runs from base 473 to 1222 and encodes 249 amino acids. The transcript is spliced from 6 exons. Lineage: Eukaryota; Viridiplantae; Streptophyta; Magnoliopsida; Zingiberales; Zingiberaceae.
GUUUCGUCUUCGAGCAGCAGUGCUGCGAGAUUUGAGGUUUUCCCAUCUGCAUUGUUCCUUUUCUUUGAAUCGUUUCUGCAUCCAUCGCAUGAGAUUAGAAUUCGGGAUAUUGAAUUACUGCAGCGCAUAGGAAGGAUCGAGCGGGAUUGAUCUCCGGAGAUCGAGAAUGGAGGAGAGGAUGCGCGAAUGGUGCGGGCGACUUGGCAACACCCAACCGGACAUGUUGCUCCAGAUGGUGUCCCGAUUGGUAGUGAUUGGAAACCCUAAACUAGCCGAAGGGCUCGUUUGCCAGUGGCUGCUGCCAGUGCCAUCUCAAACCAGUUAACUGAAUCACAAAGGAGAUGUGCAAUCACCAAUCCAACCUUCGUUAUGGAUCAUUGUUGACCAAGUGUGUAGUGCUGCUUUAUUCAUUCUUCAUGAUGGAGAUUUCAUCACGUUGGAAAAAUUUGAAGCCUAUAUAAUACAUACAUGAAUGGAUGCCUCAAGUUGGGAAAGCGAGGUUCAGAAACAAACAGGGAGAAUGGUGAGGGCUCCUUGCUGUGAGAAGAUGGGCCAAAACAAGGGGCCAUGGACGCCGGAGGAGGACAAGGUUUUGGUAGACUACAUACAGAGAUAUGGCCAUGGAAAUUGGAGAGCCCUACCUAAACUAGCUGGGCUUUUGAGGUGCGGAAAGAGUUGCAGGCUCCGGUGGGUGAACUACCUGAAGCCGGAUAUCAAACGAGGAAACUUCACCAAGGAGGAAGAAGACACGAUCAUCAGAUUGCACCAACAGCUAGGGAACAGAUGGUCAGCAAUUGCUGCGAGUUUGCCUGGUAGAACAGACAACGAGAUCAAGAACGUAUGGAACACUCACUUGAAGAAGCUGAUGGACCCUGAGACUGCACAGAUAGAGCCGACGAAGAAGAGGAGGAAGAAGAAAGGUGACUCAGCAAUGUCAGUGUUUGCUGAUCAAUCUCAGAUCAGCGAGAGCAGUCUGGAUGCUAGAGAAGAAAGCUCUAGUUCUGAGAUCGAUGAGAGAUUUUGGUUGGACGUGUUGUCGAUUUCCGACGGCUCUGAGUCAUCGAUGAACUCAACGACGGUAGAACUCCACCCUCCGACUAGCAACUCGACCAGUUCAGUUGCCAUGGCACUGAUGAAUUGGAACGACAACGAUGAUGAUAUGGAAUUUUGGCAAAAACUCUCCAAGGGGAUUGGGGACUGGAUGGAAUUCUCACACGUUUAGUUCAUGUGGAGGAUCCACAAAGCCAUCAUUUGUUGAAAGAAUUCAUACAUAUUUUGAGUUGGAGGUUUCAGAGUUUAUGUUAAAGCUCACUGAUAAGGCAGAUUUUUUUUUUUCCGUGAUAUAAUUGAAUCUGUAUAGAUUAACACGCAUCAGAGUCCUCUCGCCGGGAGUUAUUCCGACGAGGUUCCUCUGACGCCUAAGUCAUCAUAGGUGUUCAAAGAAAUGGAGAAGAUAGAAGAUGAAGAGAAUUAAGGUUCGGGUUAGUGUAUGCAUACCAUCCUCCCCUUUUAUAGGGAAUUUUAUAAUAAGAUUUAUUUUUCUUUA